This is a messenger RNA of Solea senegalensis (Senegalese sole), 3102 nucleotides long. Its product is annotated as olfactory receptor 10J4-like. Gene Ontology annotation, biological process: G protein-coupled receptor signaling pathway. The transcript has 2 exons. Gene Ontology annotation, molecular function: olfactory receptor activity; G protein-coupled receptor activity. Bases 1630 to 2589 code for a protein of 319 amino acids. The record is from RefSeq and is a predicted model, not a curated record. NCBI's taxonomy places the organism in Eukaryota, Metazoa, Chordata, Actinopteri, Pleuronectiformes, Soleidae. Gene Ontology annotation, cellular component: membrane.
GGAAACCCUACUUAGACCGUGCAGUGGCGAGUAGAGCCGGUGGAAAUGCGCCAAUUGAUGCCUUAGUUUCAGGAGCCUUAGUUGCCUUAAUUUCAGAUAAGGUAUAAAUUCGCCCUCUGGGAAGGGACGUACCUGGAAGAAGAUCAAUGAGCCAGUCACAGGGGCAAUGUUGUGGUGGGGAGGUAACCCAGGUCUUAUUGAAAACCUCCUUUAAAUCCAUUUAUUCCUUGAGAAAGUCGGAUAGGUCUGUAAACUAAGAGGUUACUGGCACAACAGGGGCAGCUAACAAGACAGUCUUCAAACAGACAACAUGCCAACAAGCAUUCCAUUGAAUAAUUGUUCCUGAAGCCCAAUCUAUGUGUGUCUUCUAAACCAAGGGUAACCUAAUAUAACAGGUUCUUUUGGUGCGUUAAUCAAGUGGAAAGAGAGCGUCUCGGUGUGAUUACCUGAUAUAAUUUAAAGAGAAGCUGAUCGAUGUGUAACCCUGCAGAGUGGGCAAUCAUCUAAAGUUGUUGCAUGGAUCUUCAGAGCCACUCGACCAAGACCCAAAUGAGCUGGUCAGUGAAUACCUGUGCAAACAAGCUGAGCAUGUAUCAAAGCUUGUCUUUCAUUAUAGUUCAUUGUAGAAUGCAUUGAAGAGAGGAGAAGUUCCAGUUAUUCUCAGCUGCUAUGGUGUGAACUUCAAUGGAAUAAGUGGACACUGACUUCCUUUCCAGAGUCAGUCCUCGAGCAACCUCUCUUUUAGGAAUGAUGUGAUCAAAAAUCCUAUGCAGCUCAUCAUAGAAUUUCUUUACAGAUGAGAACUCUGCAGUUCCCUUGUCUUUAGCUCUGCCUGUCAGAAACAAUACACAUGUAUUGUGUAUUGUGACUGCUCGGUAGGGGAAUAAGAAGGUUGCAGUCCAAAGGCAAGGGAACGCUGCUCGAAGAAUGGCCGGCAGGAACCAGGAGCACCAGAAUAGUAUUGAUGAUGUUCUUGAACAGAACACAUGCUUCUCUCAUGACGCCAUCUCCCACAGACCCCUGGUCUGUUUAUUGUGGCAUUGCAGAGCGGUGGCUUGUGCUCCCAGCUCAUUAUGGAGUGACUCUGUGUCAGCUGGGUUCAUUUUGGCCAGGUUGUCCUGUGACUUGUGCUGGUAAACGGCAAACAGGUCGGUAUAGGCAGAUCAGAUAAGAUAAACUAAGAUAAUGCUGGCUAGCUUGGUGUAAACACAAGAUAAUCUGGCAGCAGUAAACUGAAAGUGAGCUGAUAUACACUAUAUGGACGAAAGUAUUCGGACAAAUGACCAUAACACCAACAUGGACUGUAAUGACGUUACACACUACUUUAAUAUGGAGUUGGUCCCCCUUUGCAGGCUCCACUCUUUGAGAAGGCUUUCCACAGAAGUCUGGAGUGUUUCUAUGGGAAUGCACUGAUGUUGCAUGAGAAGGUGUGGCUCUGUUAUGCCACUGACGAUGUCAGGGGAUGAUUGUGGUGUUAAAAGGCAUGACAGUGGACAGUUAGCAGCUCAGCUCAUUUGUGUUUGUCAGUGAGGGUGGGUUGAUUACUGGGUAAGUUCCUGUGACUGUGUUUUCUCUUGUUGUGGAUGUGUUUUUAAUUAGUUGUGUCUGUUUUAAUAAUUUACAGCAAAGAUGAACUCAACAUUCUUACCAUUGUCGUACUUUAUUCUCGGGGGUUAUUUAAAUGAAGGAAAGUUGACAUAUUUUUAUUUCACCAUCACAAUUUCACUGUACAUCCUGAUUGUUUUUUCCAACAUGUGUGUGAUUGUAGUUAUUUGUAUGAACAGAAGUCUCCAUGAACCUAUGUACCUGUUUCUGUGCAGCCUGUUUGUAAAUGAACUGUACGGUAGUACAGGAUUGUUUCCAUUACUGCUGAUCCACAUUCUCUCUGAUGUUCACACUGUUUCUGUUCCUCUCUGUUUCCUGCAGAUUUUCUGUGUUUACACUUAUGGAAGUGUUGAGUUUUUAAACUUAGCUGUAAUGUCGUACGACAGGUACCUCGCCAUCUGCUGCCCUCUGCAAUAUAACACACGUAUGACGACUCACAGGGCGUUGGUCUUCAUUUUCAUUGUGUGGAUUUACUCUUUUGUGAAGUUUUUAAUCACAUUGUCUUUAAACCUGCGUCUGACGCUGUGUGGAAACAUCAUAGACAGUUUGUAUUGUCAUAACUACCUGGUUGUUAAGUUGGCGUGCUCUGACACCACCGUAAACAACAUCUAUGGACUAUUUGGUAUCAUUAUCACUAUUGUAGUUCCUCUCGUUCCCAUCCUCUUUUCCUAUUUGAGGAUUUUAAAAGUCUGUUUCUCUGGUUGUAGAAAGACGAGACAGAAAGCUCUCAGCACCUGCGCACCUCACCUGGCUUCACUGCUCAACUUCUCCUUUGGUUGUAUGUUUGAGAUUCUUCGGAGUAGGUUUGAUAUGAGUGCUGUACCCAGAGUCGUGCGUAGCAUGCUGUCUCUGUAUUUCCUCAUCAUUCAGCCACUGCUGAAUCCAGUAAUGUUUGGAUUGCAAAUGACCAAAAUACGAAAUGCCUGUAUACAUGUCCUCAGCUGUAAGACAUUGGCUGGUCACAGUGGAAACUUGGGUAUUUAAUUAUUUCACUGAACUAAAUAGUAAGAAUGUGAUCUCAGUGAAAAUGUGUUUUUCAUGUGCAUGUUACAGACAUCAGAUUGUCAAACAUUUGUACUACUACUAUUAAUUAUCUGUCUGUCCGUCCGUCUAAACUUUAUUUCCUACUCCAUCACAGAUAAAUUGUGAUAACAGCACUGCUGCACUUUUAUUUAACUGAUUAUUUUGAAUGGCCUCCACUGCUAACAUAGCGCACACUUAGUCAAGCUUGCUUAAGUGCAGCUACUGUUGUUCUAGUUCCCAUUUUUCUUUGAUAUUGUCAGUGCUGUGUGUGUGUCAUCAGUCACUUUUGUAUACGUGUAAAACAUAUUUUGUUGUGUGCAAACCUUUUUCUUUAAUAUUUAUAAAGUAGUUUUUUACUGAUCAGUUCUCUAUUUUUCUAGUCUGUAAUACAAUGUCUUAUCUGGAGAUACAUAUACGUGUUACAUAUAAAUGUUUAUUUAAAGACAUUCUGCUCUGAGUUAUAUUUUAUUUCAC